Molecule: messenger RNA, 900 nt
Organism: Austrofundulus limnaeus
Lineage: Eukaryota; Metazoa; Chordata; Actinopteri; Cyprinodontiformes; Rivulidae
Source: RefSeq, a predicted model, not a curated record
AGGGCGGGGCUCUCAGCAGGUGGAAGGCUCUGAAAGCACACAACAGGUCAGUGACAGAGGAGACGGAGACGCUCCUCACAACACUGCAGGACCGAGUCCAACAGAUACACAAGAGUCGACACAAACUGACUGAGCUGACCAGGCAGCUGCACAGCAGGGCUCAGCAGCAGGAGGAGCUCCAGGCCGUGCUGCUCAACACCCAGAAUGCACUGCGCUCAUGUGAUUGGCAGCUGAAGCAGCUGAAGGCGGAGUCAGAGGCGGAGCUCAGUCAGCUGAUCGUGUGGCAGCGGCUCAGAGACCAGCUGCAGGCGUACGCUGCCGCCACGCAGGACGUCAUGCAGAUCCACCUGCUCGCCGUCAGCCAAUCAGAGCUGCGCGUGGAGCUCAGGCCACKCCCCUGCUCCACCCUGUCCACCAAUGAGCUGGAACCACUGAGGCUUCUGGUGAGCUGGAGCAGCGAUGACUGCUUCAGGCUGCAGGUGGAGGAGGGGCCGGUGGGUGUGGUGGAGGGCAGCGUGUCUGGUCAGUGGGCGGAGCUUAGUCCCGCCCUGCUGAGGAUCCUACAGUGCUUCAUGGGUCAGGCUGAGCUCCUGUCUGAGAUCCAGAACCUGAGAACCAGCUUUGCCAUCGACUGGUGUCCCGCCCAGCGCCUGCUGGUCUACCUGAAGUCUGCCUCCCUGGUCUGCCACCUGCAGGUGGAGGAGGGCUACCCAGGCAGCGGGAGGACUCUGCUCCGGUCCGUCCGCAGAGACGGACAGCCUGUGGACACGUCAGGACUGAAGCCUCAUAAAGCUGACCUCAGUCUGACUGAGUGGCUGGUUUUUCUCUGCAGCAGCUCACUCAUCUGAAGAGACUGUUCUCCUCUUCCUCCUUCACUCGUCCAUCUCUCUCUCUCUCUCU